CACACUGCACUACAGUACAACGUCGCUUUGCUCUGGCUUCUCGCUUCUCAAGCCUCUAUGGUAGGAUUUAACCGGCCAGGCACAAGCACGCGUUUUAGUGCGGACAGAGCGUCCAUAGCGAUAACAACAACAGCGGGAAGAAAUUUGAAACAAGACCUCGAUUGCACCAGAGUGUGAAUAGUCGGUAAAAACGAUCUUUCGCGAUCUUCAACCGUUGGCGAAUGGUGAUUCUCACACCCACGUGCUUCGAAUGAUCACUACUCGGACACUACUGCUUAUGAUUGGAUGCUGGGAAACAGCCCCUUGCUGUAGCGGAUGCCGUUAUGAUUAAUCUGAAUCGCUUCUCAAUUAGACCAGAUUGCGAACUUUUCAAUUUGAAAGGUGCUAAAUAGUGCUCCCCAUCAUCUCGAUAAGCUAACUCGAAGGCAAGGUGAUUUUUUUUAUUUGUGAUUCGGUUAGUGAAUAAAACGAAGGUGGAUCUGAAGAAAGUCAACUGAAAGCAAGAAAUUGAGUUCAUAGAGAAAAGUUUUCUCCGCUGUCUGGCUGGAAUGCAAACGGGUGAUGGAUCAAGAGAAAGCAACUGUUUUGGGUGAAGCAGCGUAAGAGUUGGGACCAAACGAAACAGCCAACGGUCGAAGGAGGAAAACCCGAACCAAACAGUGCCUGACCUUGAUAGUCGUGGAAUGGGUUGUAGAUAGACGAAAAUUUCGACGUCGCGAUUCCGGCCAUUGGUUGUUUCAAAUUUCAGUGUUGCUUUGCGUGUGCGCCCGUCCCAUCGAGUGACCGGCCGUUUGUCGGUGGAUGUGAAAUAUGAUGAGUAAUUGAAGCGUCCAAAAGCUAAACAUAUUGUGGUGAAAGAAAAAAACGUGACCAAAGUGCUGUUAAUUAAAAAAUAUCAAGUAGUUUCAUACAAAGAAAACGCUUGUCGUUGGAUUCGGAUUCGUUUGAAGCAGCAACAGUAAUCACUUGACGGUGACUAACGGGAGCAAAACCGGGAAAUCUCGGUUGCAGCCGUCAUCAUCGCCGGAGCUAACCAUACGUAGCCGAGUGCAGCGGCUUUUUUCCGCGCUUUUCUUCAGCCCCAAGAUCUCCGGAGAUUUUAGCCAAUGGAUAAGCAGAGUGUUGCGCUUACGACGGCGCUUCUGCUUCUUGUUAUAGAAAUCAACACUGCCAUCGGAGUUAAAUGCUUUCGCUGUACGGUGGCACCCCCGAACCGGUACGCCAAUAAUACGAAAACGCAGCUAUGCUCCCGUUUCGAUCACUCCGACUACUACACCGUCGAUUGUCCUUGGUCAACGAUGUGCGUGAAGCGAGUCUUCAAGCUCCAACUGCUGAGGGCCGAACAGGAAACCAUCAGCCGUGACUGCGCCCAGCAGAAAAAUACGGAACAGAUCUAUAAAAACGGCAACUGGACCAAGGAGCAUCAUAUAGAAGAACCAUACAAGGAGGGUUGCCAAACAAUUGACGAUUCGACCUAUUGCUUCUGUCGGGGGGCAUUGUGCAAUUCCGCUACCAAGAUGGAGAAGAACAGCUACCAUGCGGACGUGAUGGCCGUCAUAUUUCUGUUUAAUGUGAUGAAGUACAUACGAAACAUAGACUACUGACAGUAGGUGCUUGCUAAAAAGUUUGAGAGAGAGAAAGUUGUUUUUAUUUCAACUACUUCACUAUAAUCGUCUUUUCAAACGUCGUGUAGACAGCGAUGAUGUUUCAUAAAUUUCUAGUGAUAAGUUUCCAGAUAUUGUCAACAAAACGCUUAUUCCUUUAAAAUAUUUCGGAACACAAAAAAUGAUGUACACCGUAGGUUUCGAUAUCAAAUGACUGAUUACGAUCAAACCUGCCACGCAAGAUGGUUCUCUAGUGAAUACUCUAGAAAUGUUAUUUUCCUGACAAGUUGUUGUGAUAUUUAAAAUUAGUGCAGUCAAAGAAA
This is a messenger RNA of Malaya genurostris, 1927 nucleotides long. RefSeq lists its product as uncharacterized. The record is from RefSeq and is a predicted model, not a curated record. Lineage: Eukaryota; Metazoa; Arthropoda; Insecta; Diptera; Culicidae. The transcript is spliced from 3 exons. Gene Ontology annotation, biological process: positive regulation of voltage-gated potassium channel activity; regulation of synaptic transmission, cholinergic; sleep. The coding region runs from base 1107 to 1604 and encodes 165 amino acids.